ACACGAAAAAGUGGAUUGGAACGGUUUAGAUAGCCGAUGUCCGAAGGAGGCCACCACGGGGGGAUCGACCCAGAAGAAAACCUGCUUCCACCGUGACACCUGUCUCCCCGUUAUAUACACACAGGCAUCCCAACAAGAACGCAAAAUGAUGACCGAGCCGGCGCUUGUGCAGCGGACAACAGCGACGUUCGCACCGGCGUCUUGCCUCAACUUCAUGGUGUUUGGUGGCCGUGGAGAAAUCGAUGAGAGACGUCUGCAGCGGGCACCACGCCCAAAGCGAGGGAGGAUGGAGGUGCACCGCGACGAACCCCAUGCAGAGGCUCACGGAACAACGUCCAUGGCGCUGUUAUACGCGUCGAACAGACACGCUGCGACAAGGUUCGAACGAUCAGAAUGACACGGUCAACGUGUCGGAGGCAAUGAAGGAGAACGAGUACGCUCGCAAUUUAUUCUUGAACUCGUACAAGUACAGGAAGAGCAUAAUGCGACAAAACACGGCUCACGCUCAUGUCACCAACGAGAAAGCCACGGAGCUGUUGAAACAAGACUGGACUUCAAAGACCGACUAUGAACUGUUGUCUGCUGUUAAAAUGCUUAGCUACAACAUCCGUUACAGCGAUGAAAGGAUCGACUCGCUUCUGUAUGAGAAUGUCUUCACCACGUCACGUGAACGUCAUCAGAAGCUGAGCGAUGAAAAUCUGAUGACGUUAAUGCGGCACCUGGUACCGUUCCGUGAACAUUUCGCACAGCACAUAUUCUACAAGCAGUUUUGCCGUCAACUGAAUCUCGAGUGUGUAAAACGCUUCAUGAAUUUGCCCAUUGACAGGAUGCUCAUGCUUUGCGACAUGCUUCAUGAGAUGACAUACACGCGUGAUUCCGAAUAUAUCUGGCAUUCCAUGAGGAAGAUAGGUAAUAAGCCUGGUAGGCUAGAGCCUCAUCAUCUGGUUCAGGUUCUGUUCUUCCUGAAUGUGUGCAGAAAACCACCUGUCAAUACGUAUGAACUAGAGUAUCGCUUGCAACAAUGCUUUGAUGAUUUGUCUAUCAAUGAGAUAGGUAUAGCAGCAUUGGGUUUCUUCAAGACUGGCUCGCAGAUUAGAAGUACUGAUCUGUUGAGGAGCAUCAUGAAAAAAACUAUAACUAAUAUAAAUGAUAUAGACAAUAUUAGUAUUGGAGCAAUCGCAAAGUUGAUACGAUAUAGUAUGCAACUCACAGAAAUUAACUUGCUAAAAAAAUUGAUAGAUGUUACCAUGUCGAUCGAGUUUCGUUUGACGCUGAUGACUCUGAAUCAUAUCGCGCACGCCAGCACGAGGGUGGCGCUGUAUCACGAAGAGUUGUUCAAUAAAAUAAUCAAAAGGGUAAACAACGAGUUGACGUCCGCGAGAAUAAAGGACUUGGAGAGACUUAUAUUUUUUUGCACCAGUUUUAACAUUGACUCGAGCAACAAGAUCUAUCACAACGUGAUUGAGGAACUGCGAGACUCGUGGUACACGAGAAGAGCGUAUGAGAUAGAUCAAUAUCCACACAUGUUUUCGCGCAUUUUAGGGUAUCUGUCCCUCGUGAAUAUAUAUCCCAAAGAUUUGAUCGAACGCAUCAUGAUGCCUUCGUACAUACACAAAUUGGUCUCUAGAAAGUACUAUCACGUUUCACGGGAAUUCUUCGUGUUGAAUAACAGUCUUCGAGUGGAGGUGCCUGAUUACAAUGGACCGUUUCUUCAACCUUCAUUGCACAAUUACUUGUUAAAAAAAUACUUUCUGAAUUUACAAUCUCCGGAAUCGAGUAAGGGGAAUAUGCUCCUUAUGCACGUAUUGCAAACGUGUCAGGAUAUGUUCAACAACACGUCGGACAUAAUGCUCUUUCAGCCGUUACCGCACUUUAUGAUAUCGAACAUCAUCAUAUGCUUGGAUGAGCAGAAUCAACUCGUACCCGUCAAGGACUAUCUGGCCAAAUUCGAAACUGGAGAAAUUAAAUGGGUGGACAAAAAUCAAGAAAAUAUUAGAUGGAUUGCGCUCAUUAUGGGGCAUCAUGGUGUUCUAAUCAAGGAUACAAAUUUACCCGUCGGCCUCUUAGCCGCAAAGAUGAGGCAGCUGGUUAAAAUCGGAUAUAUACCGGUCGUGGUAUCGUACAUUGAAUGGAAGAAGUGUGAAACACAGGAGCAAAGGCAUGAUUAUAUGAGACAGCUUCUAUUUCAAAAUAAGGCAGUAAACUCAAUCACGAUGUAAUAUAAAAUGUACAUAGAUUAUCAUGUCAUUCGUUCUGUCAUAUAAAUCGGAUCUGUUUAUAAAAGCAACAAAGAAAUAUAGGUCGAUUUUUAAGUACAAUCUUCCUUCAGCGUGUACAUACAAUCAAGAUUUUUUUAUUGCAUACUUUAUAUGCCCUUUAAGAUAUAUUUGC
Molecule: messenger RNA, 2391 nt
Organism: Harpegnathos saltator (Jerdon's jumping ant)
Lineage: Eukaryota; Metazoa; Arthropoda; Insecta; Hymenoptera; Formicidae
Exons: 9
Coding region: 243-2219 (658 amino acids)
Source: RefSeq, a predicted model, not a curated record